AUGGAGUAUUGGAAGCAGGGGUACAUGGAUAUGAUGCUAGUUCCCAUGGGAAUUGUAUGCUCAGUCUUGUACCAUGGAUGGCUAUGGCACAAGGUUAGAUCACAACCAUUUCAAACCAUCAUUGGCAUCAAUUCAGCUGCAAGAAGGCAAUGGGCUCUUUCUAUCAUCAAGGAUAAUGAGAAGAAUAACAUAUUGGCUGUGCAAACUUUAAGGAAUGCCAUCAUGGGAUCAACGCUAAUGGCAACCACAUCCAUCCUCUUUUGCUCCGGCUUGGCAGCCAUCAUCAGCAGCACAUAUUCCGUCAAGAAAGCGGUCGAUGACAUCGUCUUUGGCGCUCAUGGAGAGCUGAUGAUGGCCCUCAAAUAUGUGAUGAUACUCAUCAUCUUCCUGUUGGCAUUCCUGUUCUAUACUCUCUCUAUUAGGCUCAUCAACCAAGUUAACUUCCUCAUAAACAUUCCAGUGACCUUCCUCGAUGAUGUCGGUGUGUCGCCGGAGAUGCAGGAGUGGUACAUCUUAGACAUGAUGGACAGAGGGUUUGUUUUGAGCACACUGGGGAAUAGGCUCUUCUACACUGCUGUCCCUCUUCUCUUGUGGAUCUUUGGUCCACUCUUGGUGUUCUUGUGUUCUAUCUCCAUGGUUUUUAUUCUCUACAAGCUUGACAUUGUUCCUGGGGAACCAACUGGAAAAUUAAGAGCUGUUGACGUCGUAGGAGAUGAACAAAUAAUUAGCUGCAGUAAUCACGUACGUGUAGUAGUACUAUGA
Molecule: messenger RNA, 762 nt
Organism: Dioscorea cayenensis subsp. rotundata (Guinea yam)
Lineage: Eukaryota; Viridiplantae; Streptophyta; Magnoliopsida; Dioscoreales; Dioscoreaceae
Exons: 2
Coding region: 1-762 (253 amino acids)
Source: RefSeq, a predicted model, not a curated record